AUUAAGGGUUACCUUUGCAACUCCAAGCAAAACCCGUCCCCAUCCGCCUUUUCCCAUGGACGGCGGUUCUCGCGCAAGAGGAGAAAGCAGAGGAACGUUUCCUCUGCCAUCCAGGUUUCCCAUGCCAUUGUUGGUUGGAGGUCAUCUCGCUGUGAGUUGCAGACACUGUUGAAAAAGAAGUUGCCUUUGUAAAUUUAUCGCAUCGCUCACUCAGUUGAAAGAGAUUAUUUCUUGCUCUACUUUGUACAAAGCCCCUUCAAGUGAACAAAUCAGACAUGAACAUCGGAGGACGAGAAGCCGAAGAAGUGAACAAAUAAAGCACGUCAACAUAGAGAUCGAAUGCCGCCUCAGCCGCAACCCAUCAAGCCCAACAAGCUCUACUUAUUCUAUGGCCACCGGAAGCCCUCCCAGAACCGCCCCACCGUCCGCGGCGGCCUCUUCUCCAACCGCCAAACACUAAACCCUAACCGCCCAUCACACCAACCCAUCGACGCCAAUUUCGACCUCAAAAAAUGGGACCCGGACUCCCCCGAAAGCCUAUCCGCACCUCCCUCCAAAACCCCAUCAGAGAGGUUCUUCUCCAUAUCCCAGAACCUCUCUCCCAUAGCUCGCUUCAUUGUCGAUUCCUUCCGGAAGCACAAGAAUUGGGGUCCCCCCAUUGUUGCAGACCUCAACAAGCUGCGUCGCGUGACGCCGAAGCUCGUGGCUGAGGUCCUCAAGGUCCAGGCAGAUCCCAGGGUCUCCGCCAAGUUCUUCCACUGGGCAGGUAAGCAAAAGGGUUACAGACAUGACUUCGCUUGUUAUAAUGCUUUUGCUUACUGUUUGAACCGAACAAAUCAGUUCCGGGCGGCCGAUCAGGUCCCUGAGUUGAUGCACAUGCAGGGAAAGCCGCCCAGUGAGAAGCAAUUUGAAAUUUUGAUUAGAAUGCACUCUGACGCGAACAGGGGUCUCAGGGUGUACUAUGUGUAUGAAAAAAUGAAGAAAUUUGGGAUGACGCCGAGGGUGUUUUUGUAUAAUAGGAUAAUGGACGCACUUGUGAGAACGGGGCAUUUGGAUUUGGCAAUGUCCGUUUAUAAUGAUUUCAAGGAAGAGGGUUUGGUGGAGGAGAGUGUUACCUACAUGACUCUGGUUAAGGGUCUUUGUGGCGCAGGACGGAUUAAUGAAGUGUUGGAGCUCUUGAGUCGAAUGAGGGGGAAUUUGUGUAAACCGGAUGUUUUUGCAUACACAGCAAUGGUUCGUAUCUUGGUUGCGAAUGGGAAUUUAGAUGGUUGUUUGAGGGUCUGGGAGGAAAUGAGAAGGGAUCAGGUUAAGCCGGAUGUUAUGGCUUAUGUAACUCUAAUUACAGGGUUAUGCAAAGGCAAUUGGGUUGAGAAAGGAUAUGAACUGUUUAGGGAGAUGAAAGAGAAAGGCUAUUUGAUUGACCGGUCUAUAUAUGCAUCAUUGAUUGAAGCAUUUGUAGCCAAUGGGAAGGUUGGUACAGCUUUUGAUUUGUUAAAGGAUUUGAUGGACUCCGGAUAUAGGGCUGAUUUGUCGAUAUACAAUUUUCUCAUUGAAGGUUUGUGUAAGCUGAACCAGGUUGAUAAGGCUCAUAAACUUUUCCAUGUCACACUCCAAGAGGGUCUUGAACCAGACUUUAUGACUGUGAAUCCCUUGCUACUAUCAUAUGCAGAGUUGAAAAGAAUGGAUGACUUAUGCAACUUGCUUCUGCAAAUGCAGGGUCUCGGUUUUGACGUCAUUGAUAAUCUUUCCAGAUUCUUUUCGUUCAUGAUGAAAAAGGAUGCCAGAAUAAUGAUGAGUUUAGAACUGUUUGAAUACUUGAGGGCAAAAGAUUAUUGCAGUGUUUCAAUUUAUAAUAUUCUUAUACAGGCACUCCUCAAAAUUGGAGAGCUGAAUAAAGCUUUAUCACUCUUUCAUGAAUUGAAAAAUUCAAAUUUCAAACCUGAUUCAUCAACUUACAGCAAUGCAGCUAUAUGUUUUGCUGAAGCUGGAGAUAUCCAAGAAGCAUGUACAUGCUAUAAUAAAAUAAAAGAAAUGUCUUCGGUUCCUUCUAUUCCUUGUUAUCAUUCUCUUGUUAAAGGGCUCUGCCAAGUUGGAGAGAUUGAUGCUGCUAUGCUGCUUAUUCGUGACUGCUUAGCAUAUGUUACAACAGGGCCCAUGGAGUUUAAGUAUGUCCUAACCAUUAUUCAUGUUUGUAAAUCAAAUGAUGCUGAGAAGGUGAUUGAAGUUCUAAAUGAGAUGAUGCAGCUCGGUUAUCCCCCUGAUAAUAUCAUAUAUUCUGCUAUUAUCUCUGGCAUGUGCAAGCAUGGAACAAUUGAGGAGGCAAGGAAAGUGUUCUCAAAUAUGAGAGAACGCAAGCUUCUAACUGAAGCUGAUUUGGUUGUUUAUGAUGAGAAACUAAUUGAUCACAUGGAGAAGAAAACCGCAGACUUGGUUCUGUCAAGUUUGAAGUUUUUUGGGCUGGAGAAGAAGUUGAGAGCAAAAGGUUGUUCACUUUUGCCAACUUGAGAAUGUGAAGUCAGUGUCGGUCCACGGAGGAGGUUAACGACGGCGGGAGAAGCCUGCCAAAUGAUCAAGCAACACUUAGAAACAUAGCAGAGAGAAGAAAGAGACCUGAAACAGAGACGCGAUCAACUAAUGGGUGCAUAUGCUGAUGCUCAAUGGGCGGCUGUGGUGAGUGAGGCUGCAGCCUACUCCUACUCUUAAAUAGUAAGAUCGGAACACAAGAAAAUCAUCAGUCUUAAGUAAUUAUUUUCGUUUUUAAGUAGAGCACUGAUUUGUCUAACAUAGAGAACAAAAAAGAAAUUUAAAAGAAAAAAGAAAGACUCAGUUGUCCAAAUUCUGCCUCUAGUGAAAUGUAACUUUCUUUAUAUAUGCACUGGAAUGGACUUGAUGGUUCCUAAUUGUAAGUCUACGUCAAUACAUACGGUGAUAAUCUUAUUGUAGACGUACGAUAUCUUUUAAACAUUUACUAAAUAACUAUAGUUAUGCAAAUGGGUAAAUUAGC
Diospyros lotus (date-plum) is the source of this 3004-nucleotide messenger RNA. RefSeq names its product pentatricopeptide repeat-containing protein At4g20740. The record is from RefSeq and is a predicted model, not a curated record. Gene Ontology annotation, molecular function: protein binding. The coding region runs from base 340 to 2505 and encodes 721 amino acids. The transcript has 2 exons. NCBI's taxonomy places the organism in Eukaryota, Viridiplantae, Streptophyta, Magnoliopsida, Ericales, Ebenaceae.